Ruditapes philippinarum (Manila clam) is the source of this 1743-nucleotide messenger RNA. RefSeq lists its product as uncharacterized. The transcript has 8 exons. Bases 128 to 1366 code for a protein of 412 amino acids. The record is from RefSeq and is a predicted model, not a curated record. Lineage: Eukaryota; Metazoa; Mollusca; Bivalvia; Venerida; Veneridae.
AUAUGGCGAUUUUAGGUGGUUUUUUUGCUUGAUGUAAAAAAGGAAAACAUGAAUUUUGAAAUCUAUGAUAUGACACUUUUGACUUAAAUUAAAAUAUCAUUCUAGUAUAUUUAAUUCAUUGGAUAAAAUGGGUGGUUCACCCUCAUGUGUUAGUGCAAAGUCCACUAAAAAGGAAACUAUUCAAGAGAUUUAUAAAUGGUUUCAGCAAUUAGAUCAACAGUCAGAUGAUGUACAAAUUGUAGUACCAAGGAAACAGUUUAACCAAUACUUCUCAUACGUGAAGGACAUGUUAAAUAUUGAUGAACAUGUAACGGCUAAAGACAUCAGUGCACCAAGAGUUCAGAUACUUGAUAACAGAAGCACAAAUGCAGUUACAAUGUUUGUACAACAGUUGCAAUAUGAGUUAUCAAAACGGAAUCGCAUUGAUACUACCGUCAUUGAAACAUUCAAAGAGGCACUUCCUGAAACGGUUUUAAUUGCCGUGUGCAACAAAGGCCAAGUCAGUUCCACUAUAACCGCUGUCACACAAUGCCUGCAUGAUGUUGAACGUGAUCACUACAACAGGAUCAUUGUAGUAAUUGUAUACGUUAUGAGAAAGGAUUCACUUCCAAAACUUCCCUCUAGCAGCGAAGUAAGAGGAGAAGCAAGUUUCAAGAAUAUAGGACAAGUGGUUGAUAUGGGAUUCGAUGACGAUACAAUUUAUUCGUGUGAUACAAAUAAAAAAGCUAUGGACGAAAUUUUGCAGUUCUGUAGAGGAUUUCAUUGCGUUGCCAAGGGGGGAGAUCAUGCCAACAUUUCAAUGAAUUCGGCCUCAAAUCAACCAAAAGAUUCCAUGGUUCAAGCCUGUGAUCAAAAGACAAAUCCGUCCCAAGAUGGACAAUUGGUGAAUGCGCCCAGAAACAGCACUGACCUUGAUGUUAAAAGAUAUCCCCGCAUAACGGUAUAUUUGAUGAUCCCGUCUAAAACGAAAGCACUGUCAGCGUUUAUUGAAAAGUUUCAAACCAAACUGAUCGAGUUUGGAACCGCGGUUAAGGAAAUGGAGCCCAGUGAAGCCAGAAACCUUGAUCCUAGUCUGUUGUUGAUAAUAAUUUGCAAUGCUGCAUCUCGCAUUGAAUCCGACAUAACAAAAUGCUAUGACGAAAACUUACGUGCCGUUAGAAACAGAACAAUUCUGAUAGCAGUGCAUGUUGUAACAAAAGGACAAGAGCCAAAAAUGUUCACAGAACUGAAACUUGCGAAUGACAUCUUUAAGGAAACUCCUUUGAUAAAGAUUAUCGAUAUGGCUUUCGAUACAAACAUUGGAAUGUAUGAAUGCACAAUGAACGACACUGCAGACAAUUAUCUUCGUCAACUUCAUACAAUCUGAACUUCCACUGAAAACUUUAUGGGCCUAUUAAUCAAUCAUUUAUUUGUUUUCUUUGAGUUCCUUAUCAGUUACUAAUUAUUUCUUAUGUAUGUUUUUAGUGAUUAACCUUCCCAUGCUCUUCCUUGUGCCCUGUCCUGUUUUUGUUUGGGGUCCUCCUGGGUUCCAUGUCACUUGCUCUUGUUGCUGGAUCGUGUGGGGGCUGCGUUCAUUGAACACCGCCUUUCCUUGUUGAUUUUGUUUAUCAUAUUUUAAGAGUAUGAAACCUAUUUCUUUAUAGUCACCAAUGCGAAGAGCUGUCUCUGCUACUCUGUUAAAUAAGUUUUACUUUUAUCAACAUUUGGAAUACAUGUAUAUUAAAUCAAUGUGUUGUUGUUCUA